This is a messenger RNA of Cotesia congregata, 1359 nucleotides long. The record is from the annotation of a GenBank genome assembly. Lineage: Eukaryota; Metazoa; Arthropoda; Insecta; Hymenoptera; Braconidae.
AUGGCUACGGUUGACACUGACGACGGAAUUGUGGAGCCGGGGAUUGAACCUGGAGCUUCCACGGAGACGAUGCUGGUCACUGACGAAAGCUUUGAGGAUUUUGAUCAGCUGAACCAAGAUGAAACAAGUCAACCUCCAAUGGACAGUGGCGAUCCACUGCACUGCAAGCAUUGGCUAGCUCAAAAAAAGCACAUAUUUGUUUUAAGCCAAGCAGGGAAGCCUGUUUACUCACGUCAUUGUCCAGAAGACAAAUUGGUGACAAUAAUGGGCGUAAUGCAAGCCCUGGUGUCAUUUGUUGCAGCAGGUAAUGACACGAUAAAAUCAGUCCACGCUGGAGACACCAACUUUGUGUUCCUUAUCAAGGGUCCGCUGAUUUUAGUGGCGGUGUCCAAGACACUGGAGAGUGUCGCUCAGCUCAACUUACAACUCACGUAUGUGUACAACCAGAUCUUGUUCGUGCUGACUCAGUCGCACUUGACGAGGGUCUAUGAGCAGAGACGGAACUUUGAUCUCAGGAGACUGCUGACUGGCAGCGAGAGGCUCAUUGACCAUUUGCUGAAUUUUAUGGACCGAGAGCCAGCUUUCUUCCUCGGGGCUGUCAAGUGCUUGGCUUUAGCUCCUUCAAUGAGGGAGAAUAUUACUCAGACUAUUAUUCAAACUUGUACAAACAACCAACUAGUAACCCUAGUAAGAAUGAAAAAAUUCUUCAUCCACCCAGCGGAUCUUCAUUUAAUCCAAAACUUGGUGGCCAGCUCAGAAGCUUUUAAAACCGCGGAAGGCUGGACACCAAUCUGCCUGCCGAAGUUCAACGCGAAUGGAUUCAUGCACGGCCACGUGUCUUACCUAGCAGAAGACUGCCAAGCUUGCUUGCUGCUUCUGACCGCGGACCGAGACGUCUUCGCGACUCUCUCGGAGGCCAAGCAGAAGAUUGUCGAGAAGCUGAGGCGCACCAACUGCCUGGAGGCAAUAAACGAGUCUAUGAACCGCGUCUCAGUGACCACUGCCGAGAUCGGGCUCCCGGAGAUGCGUCACGUCCUCUACAAGUGCAGGAGCACCGCUCAGUUCUGGAGCCCCGGGUUCCAGUCGCCUUAUUGCACCGACCAGGAAGUCGAAAGGCUUCUAGGACUCUACCAGUGUCUCCACCAUCGCCUUCACUCGCCCACCCGUCCACUGAAGCUCAUUUUCCAGCAGCUAGAAAAGGAGACCAUGCUCGCCUGGGUCACCUCAGGGUUUGAAUUGUAUGUCACCUUUGAACCUCUUGUCACCAAACCAGAUGCUAUUAACGCUGUUAGCAAGCUUCUCAAGUGGAUCAAAAAGGAAGAAGACAGACUUUUUAUUUUAAAUUCACCGACUUUUUAA